Messenger RNA from Lolium rigidum, 1376 nucleotides. RefSeq lists its product as uncharacterized. The coding region runs from base 11 to 1213 and encodes 400 amino acids. The transcript has 4 exons. NCBI's taxonomy places the organism in Eukaryota, Viridiplantae, Streptophyta, Magnoliopsida, Poales, Poaceae. The record is from RefSeq and is a predicted model, not a curated record.
CCGCGGCAUCAUGGUUGCAGGGCAUUGCUAUGGCCCCAUGGACCCUGCGUCCAACAUAAUUCUCAAUGCCAUCUGGUAUGACACUGUAUUCCCUCAGCCGGAGCUGGAUGCUGGGUUUGAGCCGGACAUUCUCGACAGCGAAUCUAUGCUUCGCGUGGAGGUUCGAUCCCUCGAAAGCCUUGUUGCCUCUGUCUCCACAGCCACUGGGUUUUCAGAACACAUGGCCGUCGAAUACCUUUGCUACAAGCAGUGCGACCUAUCUGCGGCGUUACAGAUGGCAACAGAGGAGGUGUGCUACAAGUCUUAUGUUUGUGCAGGCCAAGCUGGAAAACACCCCAAGCAUUUCGAGCUUGCAUCAUUUCUCAUGUCCAUGGCCCAUAAUGCCCUAAAAGACACCCUGCUGACCGACAAAGCAAUGAGGAAAGGCUAUAUCAUUUCUGAUGCAGUUCUGGAGAAAGUGUACAAAAUAAUGGAAGAUCAAAGCUCAUCCAUUUCACCAUCACUUGAUCAUCCUAGCCUAUGCCCACCAGCCUGGAAGAUGCUAGCAUCUAGGAAAGAUGAAUUCGUCAAGAAGCAGAAGUUCCUUGGUCGAGUCUUGGGAGAAUUGCUUCUUGACUACUCGAAUCAGCAUCCUUGGGAACCUGUUCCGAGGCUAGAUGUGAUAUGUGGUGUUAAGAAAGACUACAGCAGGCAUUCAAAGUUCUACCAUGUCAAUUUCUUAGUGUACUAUGAUGAUGUUUCUUCAGCCCGUGUGCUCUUUUUUGCUGAAGUAUGGGUGUCGAGCUUUCAAGCCAAACCUAGCACAUCUGUGAAUCUGGUAAAUGGACCAUGUAUUAGAUAUGGUCGCCAAGUUGAAUCUAAUGUGCCGUUCACCAAGGUUUAUAGUAUAUCUAGAAAGGAAUCAGAAACUUCAUUUUGUUGUCCACUACCUUAUUACAGUCCGGAUCAUCCAUACCUUGGACGUUGCACUUCUUGUGAGCCUAUUUCAUGCAAAAUUGUCCAUCCACCAUCUGGGAAUCAUACCGGGGCAAACUACAGUCAACUUGGAAAACUCUUUGAAUAUUUGAAUCUUCGUGAUUAUAAGCCUUCUGCUGCGGAUAGCAUAACGGAAUCAGAUUUUGUAUACUUUGAUUGUCAUAGGGACACCAAGUUUGCAGAAGGUCUCAAUGACAGAAGCUCUUUGGAGAAGAAGAAAGCGUUGAUCAUCCGCUGAUCCUAAUUAGGUGGAGGAAUAGGUAUUUGCACUGUGCCAAAGGAACCUUGCAAGCCCGAAAUCGCCAACAUGAGCAACCAUGUCAUCGUCCAGGAUAAUAUUGCUUGGCUUGAGGUCACAGUGAACAAUUGGAAAUGGCUUGUGGUGAUGUAAAUAGUCGAGU